AUGUUAGCAGUACUGACACUACUGCUAGAAAUUUGUAAAAAAAAAAGCCAAUUAAAUUGGUUUUCAGCUAAAAAUAUUGAUUUAGCAAAAUUAUUUGAAAAGAAUUAUGAACUAAUAAGUCAGCCUAUAUCAAAUAUAAAUUUUCCAAAUUUUCCAUUAAAACUUAUUGAUUCCAAUAAAGUUGUUAUAAAUCUUGUUGAAAAAAACUGUAGAAAUAUUAUUGAAGCUGAAUCACAACAUUCUGAUCUUCUACCAGCCAAAUAUGAAGGAGGUUUAAAAAUCUGGGAAUGUACCUAUGACUUAGGAAAAUACCUAUUAUCAGAAAAAAUUGCAUUUAACAAUAAAACAAUUUUAGAUCUUGGUUGUGGAGCUGGCAUAAUUGGUCUUCUCGCUUUACUUCAAGGGUCCUUGGUCGAUUUUCAAGACUAUAAUAAUGAAGUUAUUGAAUUUGUAACAAUUCCGAAUGUAAUUUUAAAUUGCUAUAAUUAUAAACUUGUGGAAGAAACAUGUAAAUUUUAUACUGGUGAUUGGGAAUCAUUUAGUAAUCUUUUAGCAAGUAAUAGUGCAAAAUCACUAUAUGAUUUUAUAUUUACAAGUGAAACUAUUUAUAAUCCAGAUAACCAUCAAAAGCUAUAUCAGAUAUUUAAACAGCAUUUAAAGAAAAAUGGAAUUGGUUAUGUUGCUGGUAAAACUUAUUAUUUUGGUGUUGGUGGAGGUAUGAGACAGUUUGAGAAACUUGUUUUAAGAGAUAAUAUAUUUGAUGUACAAGUCGUAUGGAAAAGUAAUGAAGGUAAAUUUAAUCUGGACCAAUAUAUGUACUAA
Ceratosolen solmsi marchali is the source of this 822-nucleotide messenger RNA. RefSeq names its product histidine protein methyltransferase 1 homolog. Gene Ontology annotation, molecular function: protein-L-histidine N-tele-methyltransferase activity. The record is from RefSeq and is a predicted model, not a curated record. Bases 1 to 822 code for a protein of 273 amino acids. Gene Ontology annotation, cellular component: nucleus. Gene Ontology annotation, biological process: peptidyl-histidine methylation, to form tele-methylhistidine. The transcript is spliced from 5 exons. Lineage: Eukaryota; Metazoa; Arthropoda; Insecta; Hymenoptera; Agaonidae.